AUGCCGUCAGCAAUUGCAAACAAGCGCGUUAGAGGCAUCUCGAUCUUCCGACCAUUUGUAUUCGGAAGUGUCGCACACCCCUUCGAUCCAGAGAACAAGCCAGCAGAUUGCCCACCCGACCACACCCACCGCUGGCAAAUCUUCGUCCGCGGAAUCAACGGCGAAGACAUCUCCUACUGGCUCAAAAAAGUCCAGUUCAAGCUGCACGAGACAUACGCGCAAAAUGUCCGCACAAUCGAGCAACCCCCCUUCGAGGUAUCUGAGACCGGUUGGGGUGAAUUUGAGAUUCAACUCAAGCUCUUCUUUGCCCCGGAAUCAGGCGAGAAGGCCCAGACCUUGUGGCACAGCUUGAAGCUACACCCCUACGGACCCGAUGCGGAGGGCAUGAAAGAGCGCCGCGACACGGUUGUCAGCCAGAACUAUGAGGAGAUCAUCUUCAAUGAGCCUGUGGAGGCGUUCUACGAAAUUCUUACUGGUGGCCCCGGUGGUGGGCAGCCUUCUAAGAGUAAGGGAAAGAAUGCCAGACAGAGUGGAACGGCUGAUAUCCCUAUGAAUGAUACCCCCAACAAUCCUUACAGUCGCAGUACUGAGAAUAAGGAGCUUGAUCGGAUGGCCGAGGCUACUCAGACGGUUGAGCAGAUGAUAAAGGAGGAGAAGGAGCGUCUGAUUGAAAGAGAGAAGUUGCUAGCUGAAUUGCGAGAGAGUGAAGGUGUGCCUGCCAAUACGAAGAAGAGGUGA
This is a messenger RNA of Penicillium antarcticum, 738 nucleotides long. It is a transcript of the gene yaf9, whose product is annotated as YEATS domain-containing protein YAF9. NCBI's taxonomy places the organism in Eukaryota, Fungi, Ascomycota, Eurotiomycetes, Eurotiales, Aspergillaceae. Gene Ontology annotation, biological process: regulation of DNA-templated transcription. The transcript has 3 exons. Bases 1 to 738 code for a protein of 245 amino acids. The record is from RefSeq and is a predicted model, not a curated record.